Penicillium angulare is the source of this 972-nucleotide messenger RNA. Its product is annotated as putative class III chitinase. Gene Ontology annotation, biological process: carbohydrate metabolic process. Gene Ontology annotation, cellular component: extracellular region. Lineage: Eukaryota; Fungi; Ascomycota; Eurotiomycetes; Eurotiales; Aspergillaceae. The coding region runs from base 1 to 972 and encodes 323 amino acids. The transcript has a single exon. Gene Ontology annotation, molecular function: chitinase activity. The record is from RefSeq and is a predicted model, not a curated record.
AUGCCUCCAUUACCAGGAGGGCUCAUUGAGCGCCCGCGAGUCAUCCUCUACCAUCAGACAUUGGUGCCAGGUGACGGUCCAUAUGUCUCCAUGCUACCCCUCUUGGAAAACAAUACUGGCGCGACACAUGUUAUCCUAGCAGCUAUACAUUUGAAUGACGACCCAAACCAUAUCACACUCAACGAUGACCCACCAGACAACCCAAAAUUUGACCCCUUGUGGGCCGAAGUACCCCUUGUGAAGCAAGGUGGUGUGAAAGUCAUGGGCAUGCUCGGGGGUGCAGCGCAGGGCUCGUUCGCGCGACUAGAUGGGGACCAAGCGCAAUUUGAGCGUUACUAUGGACCCUUGCUGGAGAUUCUGCGCCGUUACGAGCUCGAUGGUCUUGAUCUUGAUGUUGAAGAGGAUAUGUCUUUGCAGGGUGUUAUUCGACUGAUUGAUCGACUGAAGGCCGAUAUGGGGGAUGGUUUUAUUAUUACUCUCGCUCCCGUCGCGGCAGCUCUUAUUGGAAUUGGAAAUUUGUCGGGCUUUGAUUACAGACAGCUUGAGCAAGCCCGGGCUUCUAAAAUUGGCUGGUACAAUGCACAGUUUUACAACGGUUGGGGCCCGGCUGAGGACCCACGGAUGUAUGCGGCGAUGAUUGCGCAGGGCUGGUCUCCGCGUCGAAUUGUCUAUGGUCUUUUGACGAAUCCAGGUAACGGAUCACAGGGUUAUGUCUCUGGUGAAAAGAUUAGUCCUGUUCUUGGCGCGUUGGUUGAGCAAUUCCCCAAUUUCGGUGGAGUUAUGGGGUGGGAAUAUUUUAAUGCCUUGCCUGGUGGAACAGCUAAACCGUGGCAAUGGGCCACGCAGAUGUCUGUCAGUAUGGGGUUGAAAGAUAUGGUCGCCGCUGCACGACAGGUUGCUACACCUGGGGCCAUGGCUAGCAGCUUAAAUAAUUUGCUGCAGGACAUGAUGAACCAGAGCCGACGAUCUUAA